Molecule: messenger RNA, 3780 nt
Organism: Frankliniella occidentalis (western flower thrips)
Lineage: Eukaryota; Metazoa; Arthropoda; Insecta; Thysanoptera; Thripidae
Exons: 15
Coding region: 272-3457 (1061 amino acids)
Source: RefSeq, a predicted model, not a curated record
GUCAAAUAUAUUAUUGAAUACAAUUCGAAACUAUAACGAACGAAUUUAAGUCAAACAUUUUGAAAUCUGAAUGAAUGUUGUUGUUUUUUAGGGGUUCGUAUUGUGUUGGUAAUGCGGCGCGCGUAACUGUUGUCAUCAAAUUUGAAAGGCUGAUGUGGUAUUUUGUUUACAUCAAUCAAUCAAUGAUAAGUGCCUAAACCUAUAACGGACAACAAAUGCCAUUUGUUGCAGAACUAGCACAGAUAUUCAUUCUUUAUACGUUCUUGUUAAAAUGUCCCAGUUACCAGAAUGGUUGUGGCCAGUAGAAGAUGAGGAGGCUGUUCAGGAAGCUGAGCGACUCAUAGAAGAAACACACAAUACAUUGCGGAAAAUGGAAGCAGACAUGCAGGUUCAAAGAACUUUAAGUCUACAUUUAUCAUCAAAAACAGAUAAGCUGAAGUCCUCAAUGAACGAAAGAAUACAUACUCUAGAAAACGAACUAAAGAGUUUAUCGUAUUCAAAAGAUUCUACCUCUACUUAUGACAAACAACCAAAACAAAACAAAGUGAUGCCGAUGAAACAAAUUCAAAUUGAAGGUGGUUGUCCAAAUGAACAGAAAGUCAUGAUUCGCAACACAUUAUCAGAGACCAAUGCUGAUCCAGGUUUAUCAGGUUCACAACAGCCUCAUCAGUCAAACAGAAAACCCAAGUGCAAUUCAAAUUCUGCAGAGAGAGUUGUGAUAUCUGCGAGGGAAAAAGUGCAGGAUGCACUGGCUAUGGCACGCCAUGUUUCAGCCUCUCUGGAUCAACAUGUAUCAACUACAUUUCAUCAAAAUAAGCCUUUGUCUGUCUCUCAAGUGACUAAUGUUGGUAUCUUUGAGGUGAAAAGCCAAGCAGAUGAAAAUAAAACACAAAAUCGAAAACCAAGGCUGCAACAAGCACUUCUUCCCUCAGUGUCCAUUAAACGUGGUUUGGAGAAGCAAUCUAUCCUCUCAAUCCAAGUGCCACCUGGAGAAAAAACAGUGACACCAAAUGUCUCGGUGUUCAGCAUAAAACAUGAUAAAGUGACCAUCCCUGAAGAUCAACCUAGCCAGCAGAAAACUUGCAAAGAAAUUGAAAACACUUCUAAUCAAGACAAGGAAAACAUAAAAUGUGCAACUGAUGAUUUGAAUUUAAAAACCACACUUGCUCAACUUUCAAAACAGUUGAUGGAGGUGGAAGAAUUGCGUGAGAUUAACCAGACACAAGUUAAUCAUGUUUUGCGAUAUCUCCUCUCUCGCGUGUGCUCUGACUCUCAAGCACAAGGAAGAACCAAGAUCACUCCUGAAGAACCGAGUAAGAUUGAGACUAAAGAAAUUCCUGUAUCACCAAUUUCUUCAUCUGCCUCCGAAAGUAGCAAAUGUCCUAUAGCUUAUGAUAGUUUGUCUCGAUUCUUAGAGACUUACAAAAAUGCAGCGGAGCAUAACAUGCUAGUGCAAAAACGUGCAACUGAGCGUAGACGAAAAGAACUGUCAAAGCAGAAAAAGGAAAUCCAACAAUCCCGUAAUGCGAAUGAAAAUCAUCUGUUAAUUGGUCCAUUAAGACAAGCAGUCGAGUUGCAACUGGGUGAUACACAUAAAUCUGUACCAGAGUACCACAGUGCAACAAGUGGUUCUUAUCAAAGUGAUGGUCAUGAGGAAUACAAAAGCUCUGCUAAAAACAGUAGUGAAGAUAUUUCUAUAAACAAAGGCACACCAACUUUUCCUUUCAAGAUACGAAGCUGCAAGUCCAGCUCCAGUUUAGAUUCCCCUCAAGAAAAAAGUGGGAAAAACAGCAGUCAAGAUACAUCUUUGCCUAUAACUAAAGUGCCUUCAGGAGGAAUAAGUCAUGAUGAAUACGAGGAUGAUUGGGAAGAAGAGGAAGAUCACAAUGGACUGCAGAAUUCAGACCUCGAAUUAAAUAUGGACAAAACUCCAUUGAAAAACAGUGAACAAUUACAACCUGUAUCUGAUUCAGAUUUAAUUAAGCCUCCUCAACCAGGACUAAAGUCCCUUGAAAUGGAAACUUUGUCCUUAAAUUUGAAUUUGCUCACUCCUUUAAUAGCAGAUAAUGAAAAGUCACAAUCAGUUGAUGAAAGUCCUGUAAGGCAUGAAGAAGCUGACACUGUUGAUAACAAUAAGCUCUCUUACUUAUCUCAAGAUAAAAAUUCUGUUGUUAGGGAAGAACUGAAAGAGUUACAGAUAAACACAACAGGUAGUGACCUGGAUAAGUCUCACCUUGGAGUACCUGUGCACUCUUCUCAUCUUGUACAUGAAAUAAGGGAUUCUGAUAAAGGAAAGGCUACAAACAUAUCGUUAAUGAAAGAAACUGAGGCCAAACAACCCCAUGAUGAAAGCAAGACUAAGCCUCCUCAUGGAAUGCGGAAAAGAAGCCAAGCUAGACUUCUAAGCUCAUGCAGUAGCAGUUCAGAUGCUGAAAUAAAUUAUGAACCUAGGCGUCCACCACGCAGUUUUAAAAGAUGGGAUUUGAAUUUAAGGGAGGAUCUUCAGCUACAAAGUGCUAUUCUACUUAACUGGCAACUCGAAAAUCGAUGGAAAACCAAGAAUUGUGACAGUGAUACCAAAGAUCACCCCACCUUAGUAUCCCACAAAGAUCAAGUCAUUACAGAUGUUGAGAAAAGAUGGCAGAAAACACUAGCUGAACUCGAUGUAAGAGUGAAAACUAUUGAGGAAAAUGAAAGAAUCAAUCGUAUUGCUAGUGAAAUAAAAAAUCAAGUGAGAGAAGAACAAAGUAAGAUUGUCACUCAAACUAAAGUGUCGGAGGACACAGGAACAAGGGAUAAAAUUGCUUCAAGUGCAGCCAAAGUUGUCAUGAUGGAUCAAACUGUACAAACAAGUCCCAUAAAACCUGUUAUGUCUCAAGACAAGGUAUUGCCAAGAAAGCACAAUCAGUUUACUUUACCUAAUCACAGUCUUCCACUUGUGCUCCAAGACUUCAAGACUUUGAGCACCUUAAAAAGACAUUUACCAUCUUCGUAUGACAAUGAUCUAACUUCAGAAUUGCUGGCUUAUGGGCGCAUGGGAAUUCUACCAACUGGACAGUUGGAGACAAAUAUUCGCAAGUCUCCCACUUCCUCUUCAACCUCAUCUCAUUUACUUCAAAGCACCAUUGCGGUAUCAUUCUCUGACGGAGAAUUGCGGAGCAGUGCUAGCGAGAGCUGCAGCUGCAGUGAAGGAGAGUUCUGUGUCUGUGGAGGGAGGAAACGUUGUUCUGAAAGAGCUCCCCCUGAUGGAUCUCAGACUUUUAGUGAUGGAGAAAAUUUUCUGAGGGAUGUAAGUCAAGGGGAAAUUCUACCAAGCAAAGUGAAUAAAAUUAUAGAUGUAUUGAAAGACACAAGUUUUGGAGAAAUUACUAGUCAUGCAACAGGAGAUUUCCCCUCUGAAGGAUUAGAUUUAGUUGAAAGUGAAGAUACUGAAGAACUAGAUUGGGAUUUGAGAUGAUAUUUUCAGGAUAGAAAAUAUUAGUAUGAGGGUGAAACAAACUUGUCAAGUUACAUUUGGAAAAAAUUACUCAUUUUAGCAAGGAGCAGUCAUCUUGAUGUAAUUCAUUCAUUAUUUGUCAUAAACAAAAUAGACAAAUUUUAACAUUUAUUUUUAAUAAUGAGAUUAACCUAUUGUGUCCCAACAUAUGAUCCAGUCAUAUAUAAAUAGUUUUAAAAAAGUGUUCUAUUCAAGGAUGACAUUUCUGUUACCAGCAGAAAGUUGAAAUACAUGUCAUACUGUAAAGUUGAGAGAGAUGAGGGCUGUUUUUUUUUUCUUCUAAA